Messenger RNA from Gossypium raimondii (Peruvian cotton), 1954 nucleotides. RefSeq names its product protein ZINC INDUCED FACILITATOR-LIKE 1. Gene Ontology annotation, biological process: transmembrane transport; regulation of stomatal closure. The record is from RefSeq and is a predicted model, not a curated record. Gene Ontology annotation, cellular component: plasma membrane; plant-type vacuole membrane. Gene Ontology annotation, molecular function: solute:potassium antiporter activity. The transcript has 18 exons. Lineage: Eukaryota; Viridiplantae; Streptophyta; Magnoliopsida; Malvales; Malvaceae. Bases 215 to 1678 code for a protein of 487 amino acids.
CAUAUAUAUACGAUGUAUAUACAUGCUGUCGUCUUUGUAGGUUUGACGUCUGCACCCCUUUUAUUCUUAAACGAGAUUUGAUAGAGAGCACAUGGUUUUUAACAUACUGCAAUUUUAGGGCUUGGAUAGCUGGAUAUCAAAGAGGAAGAAAAAAAGAGUUUAUUGAGCUUGAAUAUAGGUAUCUAGUCAUUCACUUCAGCUCAAAGAACCAAGUAUGGCUGCAGAGUAUAGAGAGCCCCUCUUAAAGAAGAAGCACUAUAAGAACUGCCCUGGAUGUAAGGUUGAUGAAAUGAAGGAAUUGGAGCAAGGCCUCCCAAUUCGGCCACUGCUUUCCAUAUGGAUUAUUGUUUUAUGCACUGCUCUGCCGAUAUCAUCUCUCUUUCCUUUCCUAUACUUCAUGAUAAGGGACUUUCAUAUUGCUGAAAGAGAGGAAGAUAUUGGCUCCUAUGCUGGUUAUGUGGGAUCUGCAUUUAUGCUUGGAAGAGCUUUAACAUCCGUAUCAUGGGGAAUAUUUGCCGAUCGUUAUGGUCGAAAGCCUGUAAUAAUUAUGGGAACUACUUCAGUGGUUAUUUUCAACACCCUUUUUGGCCUUAGUGUAAAUUUUUGGAUGGCUGUAAUUACAAGAUUUCUUCUUGGAAGUUUGAAUGGCUUACUUGGACCAAUAAAGGCAUAUGCAGUCGAAAUUUUUCGAGAUGAAUACCAAGCAUUAGGCCUAUCAACCGUUAGCACAGCUUGGGGCAUAGGAUUGAUCAUUGGCCCUGCUCUGGGAGGUUUUCUAGCUCAGCCAGCUGAGAAGUAUCCAAAUCUCUUUUCCAGAGAUUCAUUGUUUGGAAGAUUUCCAUAUUUCUUACCAUGCUUGGCCAUAUCAAUUUUUGCCUUGGCAGUAACCAUUGCUACCUGCUGGCUUCCGGAAACACUUCAUAAACACAAUGACAAUGAUCAAUCAUCUGAUGAUUCAUACGAUGCUUUGGAAGCUGCAUCUAAUGAAUCUAACACAAAAGAUAUAACAGAAAAGGAUGAAGGAAGAGAAUCAACUUCUAAGCAAAGCCUCCUAAAGAAUUGGCCUUUAAUGUCAUCUGUCAUCGUCUAUUGUGUUUUCUCCCUUCAUGAUAUGGCCUACACAGAGAUAUUUUCUCUAUGGGCUGUUAGCCCUAGGAAGUAUGGAGGCUUGAGUUAUUCGACGGAGCAAGUCGGGGAAGUUCUUGCAGUCUCAGGUUUCAGCCUUCUUGUCUUUCAAAUUUCCUUAUAUCCAUUUAUAGAGAGGCUUCUUGGACCUGUAAUGGUGUCUCGGAUUGGAAGUAUCUUAGCCAUACCUCUCUUGCAAAGUUAUCCUUGGAUAGCCAUGUUAUCUGGCUUCACUCUUACCUUGGUGAUAAACUGUGCAUCAGUCCUCAAGAAUGUUCUAUCAGUAUCGGUCAUAACCGGAUUAUUCAUUCUGCAAAAUCGAGCUGUGGACCAGCACCAAAGAGGAGCUGCUAAUGGCAUUGCCAUGACUGGAAUGUCUCUUUUCAAAGCAGUUGGCCCUGCAGGAGGUGGUGCAUUGUUUUCUUGGUCGGAAAAGCGUCUAGACGCUUCAUUUCUGCCAGGUACUCAGAUGGUAUUUUUCGUCUUGAAUAUAGUUGAGGCAGUUGGAUUUUUGUUGACAUUCGAACCAUUUCUAGCUCAACGUAGGCAAUAAAACAAGGGAUCCCAAUGGUUGGGAUAAUGAUCUUUUAUUUUAUUUUAAGAAUGCAAAAAAGAAGAGAAUACUCCAAAGGCUUAAAUCUUGGUCAACAAAGUAUCCAGAUACCAGCUAUGUCACUCGGGUUCUUAAUUCUUUUUGAAUAUUCAUGUACGACACUAUGUUAAAUAUAGGUAUGAAAAUAACAGCCCCCCCAAAAAUGAACACACCUAUGUCAAGGCAUAUUUGUAUCGUGUACUUACCACUGAAUCUGAAUAACGUAGCUUAUAAGUA